GGUACCUAACCUACUUCUUCUGCCGGACCGUAUCCGGGGUUCCAUAUCUAAUUCUCCAUUUCUACCUAAAUUCUUCACGCUGUCGACUCGAACAUCCUAAGGUUAGAUCUACUUAACUUUAGGUAGUAUUCCCAUACUACCCACAUAUCUACCUAGGUACCUAUAUAUAACUCGCCAUGGCUCCGCACAAUGUCCAAGACGACGCGCCGUCAGAAUUCAACAAUAGCCCCCCGGCGAACGGAAUCCGGCCGCCCACCCCGCCGCCUAUGUCCGCGAGCCCGCCGCGCAUCCUGAUUAUCGGAGCCGGGUCGCGGGGUCAUACUUACAGCCGGUGCAUCGCGGAAUCCAGCAACGGCGUCGUAAUAUCCGUCUGCGAACCACACGCGUACAAGCGUCAGGAGUUCGUGCGCAUGUAUAUCCGGCGCGACGGCAAGGAGCCCCCCGAGGGUUCGAGCUUCCACGGCUGGCGCGAUUUCGUUCAAUGGGAGAUACGCCGGCGCGAGCGCGAAGCCGCGGGCGAGGAAGGUGUGCCCGAGGGCGUGGACGCCGCCUUCGUGUGCGUGCGCGACGAGAUGCACCACGACGUCGUGCUCGCUCUCGCCCCGCUCGGCCUGCAUAUCAUGUGCGAGAAGCCGCUCGCGGGGACCCUGGACCAGUGCAUCGCUAUGUACAACGCCCUAGCCCCCUCGCGCUCUCGCACAGUGUUCUCCGUCGGCCACGUGUUGCGGUACUCGCCGCACAACAUGCUGCUCCGCAAGCUGCUGCUCGAGGAUAGAGCGAUCGGUGACAUCCUGAGCGUCGUGCACACGGAGCCCGUCGGAUACUGGCACUUCGCGCACUCGUACGUGCGCGGGAACUGGCGCAAGGAAUCGACCACCGCGCCCUCCCUGCUCGCCAAGAGCUGCCACGACAUGGACAUCCUGCUGUGGCUCCUGUGCUCGCCGGCGCGUCCCGGCUCCGACGAGGAGUCGGAGCCCCCGCACAUCCCCGCCGAAGUGUCGUCGAUGGGGUCCCUGCAGUUCUUCCGCAAGAGCCGGAAACCCAAGGCCGCGGGCGACGCGACCAACUGCCUGCGGUGCCCCGCGGAGCCCGGGUGCCUCUACUCGAGCCGGCGCAUCUACGAGGGCCCGCGGCACGCGGGGCUCGAGACGGGCAACCGCGGCUGGCCCGUCAGCAUCGUGCUCCCGGACAUCGAGAGCUUCGGCGGCGACGUCGAGCGCGCGCGGCCCGCGCUGCUGGCGCGCCUGGCCGAGGACUACGACGCGGGCACGCCGCAGGCGGAAGUCGACGCCAAGAACUGGUUCGGGAGGUGCGUGUUCGAGAGCGACAACGACGUGUGCGACGAGCAGGUCGUCACGAUAAGAUGGGACGACGACCCCCUGCCCUCGACAAGCGGUUCCGCCGCCGCCACAGAUUCGGUAGGCAGCCGCGGGGCCAAGCAAGCGACGUUCCACAUGGUCGCGCAGACAAAGCGGCAGUGCGAGCGGUUCACGAGCAUCUACGGGACGCUGGGGGAAGUCAGCGCGGACUCGUACACGAUCGCGGUGGAGGACUACGCGACGGGCGGGACGCGGAGGUACACGCCGAAGCUGGAGAGCGGGGGCCACGGCGGCGGCGACCACGGCAUCGCCCGGCAGUUCGUGCUGGCGGUCGACCGCGUCAAGAACCACGGGUGGGAGGCCCCGCGCGCCCAGGCCGAGUUCAUCGGCUGCAGCUUGGAGGAGAUCGUGCGCAGCCACGCGAUCGUGUUCGCGGCCGAGGACGCGCGCAAGGGGCGCAGACACGUGGAUUUUAGGGAGUGGUGUGAGGAGAAGGGUAUUGCUGCUAUAGCAGCGUCUUAGUUAGGCACAUGCUUUUUGCUCAACUUUGAAAUUCUUUUCAGUUACCUGGCUUUUUAGCGGCACUUCGCUGGUAUAUGAGGUACCUACCUGUUAAGCAUGGGGCUGAGCUCUUGAUUAUUUCUGGCGUUCGUUAUUUAGUAUCAUGUUGGGGUCCAUUGAAUUGGGAAUGAAUAUUUUAUGGUAUGAUGGGAUGAGCCUUCAAGUUUGUUGAAUUAUCGAAAUUAUGCACCCUUUACGUAUGAUGAAUACAACGAAC
Molecule: messenger RNA, 2097 nt
Organism: Daldinia caldariorum
Lineage: Eukaryota; Fungi; Ascomycota; Sordariomycetes; Xylariales; Hypoxylaceae
Product: NAD(P)-binding protein
Exons: 1
Coding region: 177-1841 (554 amino acids)
Molecular function (GO): nucleotide binding
Source: RefSeq, a predicted model, not a curated record